Molecule: messenger RNA, 2862 nt
Organism: Cherax quadricarinatus
Lineage: Eukaryota; Metazoa; Arthropoda; Malacostraca; Decapoda; Parastacidae
Source: RefSeq, a predicted model, not a curated record
CGUGUGUGUGGGCGUGUGGGCGUGGCGGGUGGGUGCACGUCAUGAGGGGGCCGCCCACACCCACCCCUGAAAACGGCGAUGUCCUCCAGUGAGAGUGGCGGCCCUGACGCGGGUCCUGCCCUCAUACGCAUCAGCACUACGCAGAUACACACUCAGGUGACACAGACGGUGCGGUUCAGACCAGUCAGGUCACUGCUGCUGCUGGCUCUCCUGGUGGUGGUCUCACUCUUCGUCCUCUUCACCCUCUCUCAGAUGGCAGUGGUACAGCAUACCAUGAUGGCGCAGCUGGGGGAGACUGGGCGUGCAGGUGUGGGCGUGGGCACCAUGGGCGGCGGGGGCAGCAGCAGCAGCAUUAGCAGCAGCAGCACCGGUGGUGGUGGCGGCGGUGGGCGUGUAGGCAGGUCACCACACAGACCUUGGCGCAGUCAGUUCAGUCAGUUCAAGAUCGAGCCACUGCUGAUACGCAACGCCCCUUCAGUCGAGGUGAACACGGCGCUGGCUGCCAACCGAAGACGUGCCAGCCAGCUGGCUGCUAUCAUCGUCAGGAACUCCCUCCUCGUCACCCACUCCCACCACAACACAUCCAAUCCCAUCAACAACCAUGUUUACAGUGAUCGCAGGCCCCCACACACCCAAACCACAAACACCCUACCACUCCUCCCUCGAAGUCAUGCCACCGUCCACACUACCCACAGAGCCCUAAUCACCACUCACAUCGCUGCACACACAGCAUACCACUCACAUGUCAUCACAAAUCACUCCACACACUCAAUAUCAACAUCAAAUCAUUCGAAACUGAAGACAUUCGUUCCGCCAGGUAGACAAGCAGGGCCCCAUACCACUGCUAGGGACCAAAGUAAAGAGACCACUGAGGAGAAUGGGAGAGCGAGUGAAGGCAGUGCAGAGCCCACUGCAACAGACAGAAAGAAAGGCACAAGAGUGAAUAGUGAGGUAGUCAGAGGUAACACAAAGACUGUAGGGGGCGCUGAAGGCGGCGACAGGAGGAACGAUGUGAGACAAACCCAUCAACAACACAGUGGCAAACAGAAAGUCAGCGGUGAAACAGUGAGAAGACGAUUUUUGAGCAAAGUCCAGUGCGACACUCUUGAUUGUGAUACUAUAUUGCAAGAACAUCAGAACACCUUGCCGAGCACUGAACACCACCGGCUGCCACUUGUGCACACGACCAGUCACAGCACCUCAAGUACUAACACCAAUAAACGUACACGCACUGACCCACAAUUCAGUCAUAACUCUAAAAUAAACAAAAGAAUAUCUGAAAAUGAAAUGGAAAGCGAGGAAUUGAACGCCAAUGCAAAGCUAUCCGAUUUACUAGGAACAGAGUUUAGUGAAGCUGAAAGAGAAUUCGAACCUUUAUACAUGCGAGAGGAUGACGAUUACGAUGUUACAGAUGACGGGCUCACUACCUUGACCUCGCCAGUACCUCAGCACCUCCAGGGAACCUCCAAGGCGACCUCCAGAGCUCCUCUCACCGAAGAGCAGCUGAGAGCUCUGCCUCUCUGCCCUGAGAUCCCUCCAGGGCUACAUGGAGUCCCACACAGGAGGCAGACGACCCCUGUCUGCCACGACCCCAAGGUGGCGGUCGUGCUGCCUUACAGAGACCGUCUGCACCACCUGGUCAUCCUGCUGAGCUGGCUAAAACCUGUCCUCAGAAAGCAGCAGCUGGAAUACACCAUCUAUGUCGCUGAGCAGGCUGGCAACGCUACCUUCAACAAAGGCUCCAUCAUGAACGCUGGCUUCAUGGAGGCUUGGCAGAGGAGCGAUGCCAACUGUUUCGUCUUCCACGACGUUGAUCUCCUUCCAGAGGACGACCGUAACAUGUACUCUUGUCCACCCCAGCCCAGGCACCUCUCCGUGGGCGUCGACACACUGGGCUACAAGCUACCAUACUUCCUGCUGGCUGGUGGAGUGCUCAGCGUGCGAGGGGAUCACUUCCUUCGUCUCAACGGCUACUCCAACAUGUACUGGGGCUGGGGUGGUGAAGACGAUGAUAUGGGAUACAGGAUCAAGCAAUCUGGUCUGAGUAUAACUCGACCGCCCAGCAUGCUGGCCAGAUACACCAUGAUACGUCACCUCAAGCGUCGACCUCUCACCUGGAAGGUGCGGGGCAAGUUGGUGAGAACAUCCGGCCGACGAUACAGACUUGACGGCCUCAAUACCCUCAGGUACUCCCUCCUCGCCCUUCACCGACACCCACUCUUCACACACCUCCUCCUCGACGUGGGUAGCCCUCCAGAGAACCUGGUCCGCCUCGACUCCCACUGAAGUGUUGCUUUGUCUUGAUGUAGAACCUUGUCUUCUUCAUCGCCAAGGCUGGCUUGGUGUAGAAGUGUAUCAUCUUCAUUGCUGCAGCUGUCUUGAUGUAGAAGUGUCAGUGUAACCGCUACGGCAUUUUGGUGUAGACGCUUGUCAUCUUCACGGUUUUCAAGUGUGUGAGUGUGGGUGAAGAAGAUAAUUUCUAGGGUUCUUAACACUAAAGAGACCGAGGAAGCCAAUUAGACUGGCUUAUUUUCGCGGGGGUCCUUUCCUAUAAUACAACAGCCUAUGCAAGGUGAACAUGGGCAGCCCGUGGGCUCAGAUGUGGAUGCGAGUACGUGUGUCACAAGACAACGUUGAUGCGUUUAUACAUACGAGAGGAACAUCAUUCAUACGUUAGCAGCCAGGUUGCUUCAGGUGUGAGUCUUCCGCCCAGAUAACAGAGCUGAGGACGAGUUACACAGGUGUCAACGAAUUAAAACAGAAAACAAAAUUACUCCUGUAUUUAAGGCACCAUUACACAAAUAACCCGCACAUAGAAGAGAGGAGCUUACGACGACGUUUCGGUCCGACUUGGACCAUUUA